This is a messenger RNA of Spodoptera exigua (beet armyworm), 2926 nucleotides long. The record is from the annotation of a GenBank genome assembly. NCBI's taxonomy places the organism in Eukaryota, Metazoa, Arthropoda, Insecta, Lepidoptera, Noctuidae.
CCGUGGCAACACAACAGCUUUUGACAUGAAGCUGCUAAUCAUUCUAUCGGUACUGGCGUGCAGCUAUGCUGACAAGUUGGACAGGACCUACUUGCCUCCUGCAAGUGCUGGAACUGCUGGCGGAAGUCCUGGGGCUUUAACUGCCCCUAGCGAGCCUGGAUUUGACCUUCCUAAAGGUCCUUCUUCAUUUGGCCAGCCUACUUCCUCUGGAUCUGCUGGAUUCGGCCUGCCUAACGCUGGACAGUCUGGAUUUGGUCAGCCCGCUCCACAGUACGGUGCUCCUACUGGUGGUGCUGCUAAGCCUAGCCAAGGUCCUUCUGGAUUUAGCCAGCCUGCCUCUCAAUUUGGUGCUCCCUCUGGUUCAGGUUCAUCGCCUGCCCAAGGUCCUUCUGGAUUUAGCCAGCCUGCCUCCCAAUUUGGUGCUUCUUCUGGAUCUGGCUCAUCGCUUGCCCAAGGCUCGUCUGGGUUUGACCAACCAGCUUCACAAUAUGGUGCUCCUUCUGGAUCUGGCUCAGCACCUGGCCAAGGUUCCUCUGGAUUUGGACCCUCAGCAAACGCCGCUCAACAGUCUACUCAGUUCGGAGCAGCCAUUGGCAGCCCAGUUGCUGGACAGGACGCGGGAUUGGGCUUCGGAGCUCAAGAUGUGAAUGCGUACACUGGUCAGGCCCAACCUGAACGCGAACGUGCUUCGAUUGACAGGAAUGCCGAAAUAUUAAAAUACGAAAACCAAAAUGACGGAGAAACCUUCUCGUACAGCUUCGAGACUUCGAACGGAAUUUCUGCUGAAGAAUCUGGUGUUGCUACAAACGGUGUCCAGGCUCAGGGAGCUUUCGCUUACACUGGUGACGAUGGCCAGGAGUACAGAAUUACUUACACUGCUGACGAGAACGGUUAUCAGCCUCAGGGAGACCACCUGCCUACUCCUCACCCCAUUCCUGAAGAGAUCCUGAAGUCCAUCGAAGAAAACGCAAGGGCUGCUGCUGCUGGCACGCAAGAAGGUGCUUACAACCCUGAAGAAGACUCUGGACCUUCAUCCCAGCAAUACUACGGUGGUGCUUCUCCUGCAUACCAGGCUCAAGGUCAACCUGGUCAGUCUUCUUCUCAAUAUGGCGCUCCUGAUCAAUCCGGACCAACUGGUUCCUCUGCUUCUCAAGAUUUCUCUUCUCAACGUGGACAAGGACCUGCCUCUCAGUAUGGUGCCCCAGCCCAAUCUGCUCCAAGUGGAUCAACUCCUGCCUCUGGUUUCUCAUCCCAAAAUGCUCCGUCGUCUGCUUCCCAAUAUGAUGCUCCUUCUCAAUCUACUCCUGUAGCAUCAGGUCCUCAAGGCUUCUCAGCUCCACGUGGUCAAGCCAGUCAGAGACCUUCUCAAUACAAUGGCUCUGCCCAGUCUGGACUUGCUGGUUCUUCUGAAUCUGGAUUCCAAUCUCAGCGCGGACAAGCUCCUGCUCUUUCCUCGUCCGGAGCUAAAGAUUCUUCUCCAUUCGGUGCAUCUGCUUCUGGUUCUGCUGGAGCUUUCCAAAGUGGUCGUGAUUCAGGUUAUUCGUACAAAGCUCCUAGUGCGACUCCAUCCGGAGCUCAAGGAUUCCCAUCUCAAGGAAGUCAGGCACCAGUUAACCAAUACAAUGCCCCCGCAGACCGAACUCCCUUCGGAUCAAGCAGACCAACUGGAUCCCAAGGUUUUGCUUCUCAGAGCAACCAGAACGCCGCUUCUCAAUUCGGAUCUUCAGCUACUCCUGGAGUUCAAGGUAGCCAAGCCCAAUCCAACCAAUAUGGUGCCCCUGCUACCUCAGGAUCUUCUUUACCUUCUGGUUCCCAAGGUUUCCAAUCCCAGCGAACUCCAGUUAACCAAUAUAAUGCACCUGCUUCUCCUGAAUCCAACGUGUCCCAAGGUUAUCCUUCCAAAGGUAGCCAAGCUCCUAUCCCCGGGUUUGGUGCCCCUGCCUCUUCUCCUUUAGGUUCUACCAGACCGUCCAGACCCCAAGGUUUCUCAUCUCAACCAGUCGGAAACCAAGGUUCGCCCGUCGCUGCUAUUGGACAAUUAGGAAACAAUGGACCUGCUGCGAGACCACAAGGACAGUCAGCUCAAGGUGGAGAUGAUGGAUAUCAAUACAACAGACCUCAGGCUCAAUUCGGCGGAUCUGGCCGACCUGGACAAUUUGGUCAAUCAGCGCCAGCUCAGGGUCCAGCUUACUCUAGACCUACUCCUCAAGGAUUUGGACCAUCCAGACCUGCAGGUUCUGCACAAACUGGCCAGUCUUCCUCUUUUGAUAAAGCCCCUACGUCAGGUUUUGGACCAUCAUCUGGCUCAGCUGGCCCUACUUCUGCACCUUCCUCUUCUCAAAACGCAAGGUUCCCUGUAUCAUCUAAUGACCAAGGAUAUCCCAGAGGGCCAGUUGGAUCACUUUCUGGUAACGCCCCAUCUAACGCAGCUCCUAGUUUCAAUGGCCAAGGCUCUUCUUUCAGGCCAACUGACUCUGCUAACCAAUACACACCUAGUGCCAACUCUUUCGGGAUUCCUAAGCCCAACAAUGUGGCCGGUCCAGUAUCCGGAUUGAACGCCCAGGGACCAUUUGGAUCUCAACGACCAAGCUCUGCUAUGUCCGACGAAGGUUACGAAUACAACCGCCCUGAGUCAAGACCUCAGGCUGGUCCUGCUCAGGGUGCCCAAGGCAGUUUUGGUCCUGUUGGACAGAACAGGCCUGGAAUUUCUGCGUCUCAACCUAGCUUCGGUGCCUUAGGUCAAAACAGGCCUGGACAGGCCGGCCCUCAGUCUAGCUUCGGGCCUUCUGGACAGGACAAACCUGGACAGGCUUUCGGAGGACCUCGCCAGCCCCCAAGCUUCAGCCCUGAAGAAGGAUACAGAUACUAAACCAAGGAUAGAUUAAUUAAUUUAUGAUAAGUAAACAAGCAAAUAGAUAAAAUCGAA